AUGGGCCUGGGGGAUCAUGGCUGCAAGCACUACCGGCGGCGCUGCCAAAUGGUCGCCCCCUGCUGCGGCGAGGUCUUCUGGUGCCGCCACUGCCACAACGAGGCUAAAACCACCAACGAGUGGGAUCCAAGCAAGCGCCACGAGCUGGACAGGACGACGGUGCGCAGCCUGGUGUGCGCGCUGUGCGACCUGCGGCAGCCAGUGGCGUCACUGUGCGCCGGGUGCGGCUGCGAGUUCGGCGCCUACUCCUGCCUCAAGUGCUGCUUCUUUGAUGACGACCUGCACAAGCAGCAGUUCCACUGCGAGGCCUGCGGCAUCUGCCGUGUUGGCGGCGCCUCCAACUUCUUCCACUGCAACACCUGCGGCUGCUGCUACGCCAACUCCCUGCAGGGGAACCACGUGUGUGUGGAGAACAGCAUGCGGCAGAACUGCCCGGUGUGCUUCGAGUACCUGUUUGACAGCGUGCGGCCGACGGCGGUGCUGCCGUGCGGGCACACCAUCCAUUCCGAGUGCCUCAAGGACAUGGAGAAGAACCGGCAGCUGCUGUGCCCCAUCUGCAUGAAGACCUACGCUGACCUGGCGCCCAUCUGGCGCCGCAUUGACCAGGAAGUUGCCGACACCCCCAUGCCCACCGACUACGCCAACUGGGUUGCCCACAUCCUCUGCAACGACUGCAACCAGGCCGGUCACGUGCCAUUCCACAUCCUGGGGCUGAAGUGCCCGCACUGCUCCUCCUACAACACUCGCCGCCUGGCCAUCGACCGUAACGGGCCCUCCCCAGCAGCCAACUCCCCGGGGCCCGUUUGA
This is a messenger RNA of Coccomyxa subellipsoidea C-169, 807 nucleotides long. RefSeq names its product PGPD14 protein. Gene Ontology annotation, cellular component: nucleus. Bases 1 to 807 code for a protein of 268 amino acids. The transcript is spliced from 4 exons. Gene Ontology annotation, molecular function: zinc ion binding; ubiquitin protein ligase activity. Gene Ontology annotation, biological process: ubiquitin-dependent protein catabolic process; protein ubiquitination. NCBI's taxonomy places the organism in Eukaryota, Viridiplantae, Chlorophyta, Trebouxiophyceae, Coccomyxaceae. The record is from RefSeq and is a predicted model, not a curated record.